AUGAAUUAGACAGAACAACAAGAGUAUAAUUAUGAUGAACAAUACUUGGAGAUAUUUGGUUGCAAUCAUUCUACAAGAUAGAUGCAUUCUGAAAAAUUGAUUUGUCAAUAAUGCGGCAUAUUUAUCAAUAGUGUAAUAGAGUUGUUUUAAAUUAAAGUCAACCACAAGAGUCUUCAAAACAAUCAAAAUGAAGUACAACACCUUUUUCAAUCCCUUAAAAAUAUUGGGCAACAUCUUGGCUCCUUUGACAAUAAACUAACAUUAAAUUGCAAGAUUGCCAAUAAUAGAUUUUAUGGAAUAAGCAUCUGAAAGAUUAAAUUUGAGUACAAACACUGCCUUUUUAGCAAUCACCUACAUUGAUCACUUUUUCAAUAAAGUCAAUGUGAAUGAAAAACAGAUUUUCUUAUAUGCUGCUGCCGCUCUAAUGUUGGCAGCAAAAGCAUAGGAACUUGAUGAGAGAAUACCUUUCAUUAGUAAACUUAAGCGUUAUACUUCCAUGACAUCUCAUCCUGAAAUCAAUAGCUUCACCACCUAGGAAUUUUGUAAUGCUGAAAAAGCUUUAAUCGAAUCUUUAAACUGGAAAUUACAGAGGAUUACUCUUCUUGAUAGAAUAGAAUCUCUGCUUUCCUUUGGAGUCAUUGAUGAGGAUGACAGUCUUUCACAACCACCAUAAUAGAAGGAAAACAAAGAGCAAUAAAUAAAUCAUAUUAAAUUGAGAGAUCUAGAUGAAAAAUAAAUCAAUAGUUAUGUGAAUGAGGUUGAAAACAAAUAUAUAGAAACUGCUUAUUCUGUGAUUAGAGGUAAAAUCAGUUAAAUAAGUAGAUGAUCAAAUUUAUUUCUCAAACGAUCAAACUAUAUUAGCCUUGUCCUGUGUAGCUUUUCUAAGAAAAAAGGCUGGAUUGCUAAAUAUCUGGUCUUAACAACUCUAAGCUUUGACUGGAGAAUCAGCUUAGAAAAUCUCAGCUACUGUAUCUUAGAUAAUGACACUCACUCCUAAAAGUGCAAGCAAACCUGUGAUUAACACUUCAUCUAGUUCAUAUUUGAGUAGUUAUUAGAAUUCUGCAUCUUAAAACAAAAAUUCUUAUAUGAAAAAUAGACAAUACUUAUUUGAAUCAAAUAAAUCAUCAACAGGAGAUAUCUUAUUACAAUAUAAUUCAACAGCCAAAGCUCAUCUAAGAGUUCCCUUAUUUCAAUCUUAAUCAACGAUGCAACUAUAAUCAAAGGGGGAUAUCAUGAAACCUCAUCAACUCAAUUAAACCAAAUAUUCUAGUCGAAAUAGUAAUUUUAAUACUACAAAUAAUUAUUCCUACUUAUCUGAUAAUAUAGUUCAUCCAAAUUCAUAUAUAAAAAAUACUGAUUUGGAUAAAAAAUAUGAGUAAAUUCAUAAAGUAGAGAGUAAAUUCAGAACUAAAAUAUUCAGUUGA
Molecule: messenger RNA, 1424 nt
Organism: Paramecium octaurelia
Lineage: Eukaryota; Ciliophora; Oligohymenophorea; Peniculida; Parameciidae
Source: the annotation of a GenBank genome assembly